AUGAAGAGGACAGGUGAAUGCAUCUCAGUUUUUAAUUUUUUUCUACUUUUGCCUUUCCAGAGACUUAAAUCAAUUAUCUCUGUCUUUCCUCUGUAAUAAAAAUGGCAUUCCAGUCUGAAUCUCUUCUCCAAAGCACAGAGUCACAGUAAUAGGAUUUAUUAUUUUCAUUAUACUAGUGCAACUGUGUUAAAGUACUUGUACUCUAAGGUGUAAUGAGUGGUUUGGGAUCUUAAUCCAACAAUACUGUCCCUCUGAGUAAAGAUACUUGGGUAUUUUUAAUGGGUUGGAGGUGGGGUGGCAAAAAUACUGAUGGUAAUCACAUAUUUUUAUAUAGGUUAUUCAUUUCAAUAAGCCCUUUGUUUGAAAGUUUUUCAGGUGUUGAAUGGGUUUUUGGGGCUUUUUUUGACAGGGAGAGAGAAUUGCCCCAGCAGAAGGAGCAAAGGGCUUAGUGGUAAUGGGUGCUACCUGUGAUGGAUGAGAGCUGAACCCCUGCUUUCCCGUGGCCAGCAGGACCAGAGCUGCUGCUGGGAGAGGUCCAAGUUGCCCAGGCUGCUUGUUGGCUCUCACAGGUUGUCUGUUUGGUACAGUGACAGGCAAUGGCACAAGUUAAAAUGCAGACUACAGCAAACCUAUCUGGACCCACCAUGGCCCCUGUGGUGCUACCCCUGCCAGUUACAGCUACAAAUACCCUGAGUCUGCCAUCCUCAAUGAAUGGAUCCAUUUCAGAAUCGGCUGCCAGCUGUAGCAGUCCUACUGCCAGCCUUGUGGAUCCCACAUCUUUGAACAACUCACCAGCUCCUCUCCAAGAUAACAUGGCAAACCCCAAAGAGAAAACUCCAAUGUGUCUGGUAAAUGAGUUAGCCCGUUUCAAUAGAAUUCAACCCCAGUAUAAGCUUCUGAAUGAAAGAGGGCCUGCUCAUGCCAAGAUGUUCACAGUGCAGCUGACUCUUGGAGAACAGACAUGGGAAGCUGAAGGAAGCAGUAUUAAAAAGGCCCAACAUGCUGCUGCUAGCAAAGCAUUGAAUGAAACUACCCUUCCCAAACCAACGCCUAGACCACCCAAAAACAAUGUAAACAAUAAUCCAGGCAGUAUAACACCGACUGUGGAGCUGAAUGGUCUGGCAAUGAAAAGAGGAGAGCCUGCCAUCUACAGGCCAUUAGAUCCAAAGCCAAUUCCCAAUUACAGAGCAAAUUAUAAUUUCCGGGGCAUGUACAAUCAGAGGUAUCACUGCCCAGUGCCUAAAAUUUUCUAUGUCCAGUUAACUGUUGGCAACAGUGAGUUUUUUGGUGAAGGAAAGACUCGUCAAGCUGCUAGACAUAAUGCUGCAAUGAAGGCCCUUCAAGCUCUUCAGAAUGAGCCUAUUCCAGAAAAAUUACCUCAGAAUGGAGAAACAGGAAAAGAAUCAGAAGAAGAUAAAGAUGCAAACAAAUCUGAGAUCAGCGUAGUGUUUGAAAUUGCUUUGAAGCGUAAUAUACCUGUCACUUUCGAGGUGAUUAAAGAAAGUGGACCUCCUCACAUGAAGAGCUUUGUUACACGAGUUACAGUGGGAGAGUUCACUGCAGAGGGAGAAGGCAACAGUAAGAAACUCUCAAAGAAACGUGCUGCAAUGGCUGUCCUGCAAGAACUUAAGAAACUUCCUCCUCUUCCUGUGAUUGAAAAGCCAAAACUUUACUUUAAAAAGCGUCCAAAAACAAUAUUGAAGACUGGACCAGAAUAUGGUCAAGGAAUGAAUCCCAUCAGCCGUUUGGCUCAGAUCCAACAGGCCAAAAAGGAGAAGGAGCCAGAGUAUGUUCUUCUUUCAGAGAGAGGAAUGCCUCGCCGUCGAGAAUUUGUUAUGCAGGUAAAAGUAGGCAAUGACAUUACUACUGGAACAGGUCCAAACAAGAAAAUAGCUAAAAGAAAUGCAGCAGAAGCAAUGUUGCUACAGCUGGGAUACAAAGCCUCUACUCCUCUUCAAGACCAGACAGAAAAGCUUGGAGAAAACAAAAGUUGGAAUGGCCAAAAUGUUGGGUUUCCUGAGCCCACAAGUAACACACCAAAGGGAAUACUCCAUCUCUCUCCUGAUGUAUAUCAAGAGAUGGAAGCAAGCCGCAACAAAUCAGCCCCUGGUACCACUGUAAGCUAUUUGUCAUCCAAAGAAAUGAGCCAGACUUCUAGCUCUUUCUUCAGCAUAUCUCCUACAACAAAUAGCACAGCCACAAUUGCCAGGGAACUUCUCAUGAAUGGAACAUCCCCAACUGCCGAAGCCAUAGGUCUAAAAGGAAUAUCUCCUGCUUCCCCCUGUUCUACAGUGCAGCCUUCAAAACAGCUGGAAUAUUUGGCAAGGAUUCAAGGCUUUCAGGUACACUACAGUGAUAGACAAAAUGGCAAAGAGUGUAUGACCUGUUUGACACUGUCUCCUGUGCAGAUGACUUUCCAAGGUAUCGGAAGCUCCAUUGAAGCCAGCCAUGACCAGCCUCAUACAGGACAAGAAGCAGGUGCCUGGCAGCUUUCCUUCCUUCCUGCCUUCUUUGCACCCUGGUUUUCCUGGGAUAUCACCCCUGUAGAUGGGCCAGGGAGGAGUCACCAAGGCAGCGUUAAGUGCCUUGAAACAGUUUUCAGAACAAGGACUGGAUCCAGUGGAAGGAGCUAUGAAAGUUGAGAACGGAUCACAUGAAAAACAAGUCAAGCAUCUGGGAGAGAAAGCAGACAAUAAACAGACUAACUCAGGCACCAUUGCUCAGGACUGCAAGGAUUCAAAGGCUGUCGUCUAGGAGCUUCCCAGCACCCACGGCUGCCACUGCAUCCUUAUAAACCUGUCAACACGCAAUAGGGUGUAUGUGUACAAGGAAAUGAAUGACUAAUACCAUUAUUUGAGUCUUAUGUGAAGACAACACUAUUCUAACACAAGAGAUAGAAUACAUGGUACUGUUUAUUCAACUGUGGAAAAAAAUAAAAUUGAACAUUUCCCUUAGAACUCGAGAUCAGAGCAUAACUCAAUUGCCCAGAGGCAGAAGAAGUCUGAUCGUGUUACUGGAGGUUAAAAUAACAAUGAAUUAACAAAAAGUGUUAGUAAAAAAAAAAAAAAACCAAAAAAAAACAACACGGGAAACUCUACAAUUGAUUAGUAUUGAGGAAAACAAGUCAGCAUUGGUUCAGUUAUACAAUUUUUUGUAGUGUAGUUUUAAGUUCAGCUUACUGUUUUUUAAAUAAUGCUUGAAUAUUUUAAAAUUAACCAAUGACAGUGCUGUGAGAAUUGUAGUUGUUGUCUUCAUAUAUAGUCAUACAGCUUAUCUUUUUAUGCAGACAUUAUGCAUUCUUCAUUCUAUAUGAAUAUGUAUGACUUUAAGAUGCACUACUCAGAGUUGUAUGCAAACAGAAGUUUAAGUCUUGACAAGUAUUUGCUUAACAUGAACAGAUGUUAGUUAUGAUCAUUUUCUAUAUACUCCAGGAAGAAAACAAAUAUGGUAUUUGAUUUUCCUUGCCAUAAUCAAUUAAAGAGGCGUCUUGCCUCCAAGCAACAUUUUCCCCUUCAAUUCUGCUCUCUGUUGUGUGAAGCACAUCUACACCCCAUUCUGUGUGUUGUAUCAACCCACUGUUUGCAUCAACUGAGUGUUUUUAAUCUCUGCAUUCGGACCAAGAGCAAAAGGGAGGACUGCAAUGUUAUCAAGCCAAGGGUGGAAACUGUUGAUGUAAAGAUCAUUCUUUUGUGAAAGGAGUGGCAGCAGAGAUAAGACCUGUGGCUGCUCUGUACCAGCAUAUUUCUUUUAAGUAUGUGGCCAAAUGCAGUAAAACCACAUCAGUUCAUGUGUACAAUGACAGUGUCUUCUCUUUCUUUAUCACUCACAGUUAGACAACUAAGAGAAAAAAAGAAAAAGAAAACAAUUGAAAACUAACAAAUGACCGGCUACGACACUAGAGCCAGGUUUCAACCAAGCUGUCCCCAUGCCACCACUUUCUACAAACUCACUGUGUUAGACCAGACAUGCUGGUAUUUAGGUCACUUAUCUAUCCAAAAUACAGAUGAUUUUAUUUAAUGCAACAGAUAAAUCUUAACUGCAUAACAGCCUUGACAACAUUGCACAAGAUUGUAGAAGCACGAAAACCAGAGAUCACAACUCAGUGACUCACGCAGAAAAGCAGAGGAACAGCAAUGUGAGGAAGUGGUGCAAGGUACAGUGGCAUUGAUUCACCUCUGGGACGGGCUUUCAGGGGAACACGCAUCCUGCUCUCACAGAACCAGCGCUUGGAGUCCUUUUUUAAUACCUCAUGUUUCUCAUGGGUAUGAUUCACUCUCAGCGCCGGCAGAUAAGGAGCCUUUGUUCUAAAAGCUUGAAGUUUUCUAGGGUCUGACUCCAUAAAAGAGUCAGGAACAAGAUGAACCUUUCAGUUCCCACAGAUUUCCAGGGGCAUUUGGCACCUGGCAAACUCAAGUUAUUCAGGCAGCAACAUACAAAAAUAAUUAGCUCUUACAUACCAGCUUUCUCAGGGAUAUGUUACCUGCCUAAUUGGAAGCUGGAGCAGAAAUUCUGCUCCUCCAGCUCAUCAGACAGCUCAGAGAGCUCAGAAACAGCCUCAGUCUGCAUUUUAGCUGUACCUGCCAGUAUGCAGGAUACAGAUGCCAUUACUGUCUCCCCUCUUGGAGAGCAAGAACAAAAGAAGAGGCAGACCCAUUCCUCUGUCCUAAGGCAAGAUUCUGUGCUUACUGGGGAGAACGUGACAAGGAGACUGGCAAUACGGUCUCCCCUAGCAUUGACAGAACCUCUGUGGUGUGUUCCCUGUCCCAGUAAAUUUUAGAUUAGUUGCUUUAUUGCAGGUGGGCUCUGCAUUGAGCACCAGGCUUGCUCCAGUGCAUGUGGAGUGCAGCAAAGUGAUGCUCACCUCAGUGUCAAUGAUCAAAUUGCAACCAAAUGUGUGCAACCAACUGUCUAGGCCCAAGAGAGAUCAUUCAGCCUCUCCAACAGUAGGGAAAGAGUAUUUCUGUGAACCUCUUAUUUCAGAUUCUCUUGCUUGUCAGAACUAUGCUCGAUUCCGAUUCUGACAUAAAACAAGGAAAGUAACUGAUCUGGGGGGCUCACUCCUUUUUCUCAAAACUGUAGAAACAUGGAGCAGACUGGGUGAGGAGGGUGUUAGAGUAGCAGAAGUUCUAACUAUUGUCCAAAAGCAGUGUUGACUAAUGAUUGCUGUAAUUAAUAAGUUAGAAAGUCUGUAGCCUUUGGUCAAGUGCACACAGAUGGCAGUUUCAAAGCACCUCCAAAGUCACAGGUUAAAAGCUUCAUCACAGAGGCCCCAAUGAAGGCUGACAGAGCUUUUCCUGGAAUAUCUGAAGAAAGUGUUCCUCCUCCCUUCAGGUACCAACAGCAUCACAAAGACCUCUGUAUGGAGCUCAUCAAGAUACUGCACCUGAACACCACAGUGUCACUUUGGUGUCACUAAGGCAUUCCAAAGUUCCCGUGUCAGUGAAGAGAUUUCAGUCUGUUCCACCUGCAGCAUUUAUUUUCUCAAAGAAUAUCCUUCAGUAUUCACACACAUACACAGAAAUGCACUUUAGUUUGGCAUUAUCACUAGCAACUUCCCAAGAGCUUGAGCAAAAUUCUUGCGUCAGUGAUGUUGCAGCAGCCACUGGACUUGUCUUCAGUCUCAGUCUUGUUGGUUCACAGCUGUUCCUCUUAGUUCCUGAGCUGCCAAUAUCUGAAAGCUGCUGCGGAGGAAUUCAGUCUGAUAAUCUAAAAAUGAUUAUAUUUUUCUUGAGUAACUUCUUAUUUUUUUCUUUUUUUUUUUGUUCUUUCUAAAAUAAGUACAUGUUGAACUGAACAGAUUUUAUAUUUAGUUUUUUAAAUAAUGAUGGACACUGAAAGACUAUCAAUAUGUUUGAAUGUUACUAUUAAUUCUAAAAAGGUUGUUUCUCUGACAGAAGUCAGUAUUUUUUAUUUAUUUUUAUUUUUUAGAUGAUACAUUCUUUAAGGUAUAUAUUUUGUCCAACUUAUGUUUGCAAAGCACCAGGUACAGUUUAGUUCCUCAUUGCACACACACACCACACAUCUCAUCCUAUGUCUCAGAGCACUUUCAAAGAUGAGCAAAUGCCAAGUUUUACAGAAGUGGAUAUAAGGUGCAAGCUGGUCCUUAGGAAUAAGGCAGGAAUAAGGAAUAAAGCCUAAAAUAGCCAUUUGCCUGUCUGGCAGUCUACAGUGUUCUCAACACUUUAAGAACUCAGAACACAAACUGUCAUCAGUUUUGAACCUAUAUAACUUAUUAAUCAGGAGGAAUCAUGCUAAAGAGAAAAUAGGUCACUUAGGUAUCCUCUCAAAAAUCUUUUCAACACCUUCCAAGGGUCAGCUAACUAAGACCCUGCCCAGGGAAAGGCUCAUCACCGAGAGAAUGGGGUGUCUGACAUGGCUCAAAGGACAGGAAUACACAUGGUUAAUCUUAUAUCUGAGUUAUCAUCUUCGGUGGAGCACUGCCCUGUCAACAGCUCAGCACACUCUGGCAGUCUCUGUUCUCACAUUGUCACAUGUAGCACUGGUCUCCAAAGGGACAGAUGUGCUGCUUCUGACAAAUACAAAACACAGCAGCAUAGGGGCCGCAGAGCUGCGGAACAGCGUGCAGAUUUCUGCUCCCAGACAUCCCAGCGUUCCCCCUCCAUUCACAGUGGAGCUGAAUUUACCCUUCAGCUAGAGUCCUCAUUGAAUUCAAGAGAUAAUUAAGCUGGCAUUUAAUUUCCUCUGAUGGAAGUCAUAGUCAUAGGAUUUAAAAUAUUUAGUACUUAUCAGCAGCAUUUUUAAAGAGUCUUUGAAUAAGACUAGAGAGGAACCUUAGGAGCAGGGGAGUAGCUGGGAUGAAUGACUGCAGGAAUAUGGAAUCUCCUCCUCCUUGGCCUGAAGUGACAAUGAAAUCUAAUCCUUCCUAAAGUGUAUGCAAAGCCCUUGAUCUCUCUGACAGUGCUUUACUACAUGCAUUUUAUUGGUGGGUGGCUGCUUGUUAUUGCUCUCAUCUUUCUGGCCUGCUCCAAUUCCCCAUGAAACAGCAGAAAGUUUCCCAUUUCCUGCAGUGAGAGUUGAGCAAAAAUUGUAAGUUGGAUUUAUUUUCCAGUUAAUAGGCUGAGGGCUGGGUUUUUGUUUGCUUGUUUCGAAACACUAAGCAAAAAAAAUGUGCUUGGUAAAAUCUUUAUAUCCUCUCCCAGUCAAAUCCAGCAUGCCCCACUCUCAGCUGCAUCCUAUAAACAGGUGUUUGUUAUUUUCUUUGCUCAAAUAAGAAUGGCCUUUGCAACUCCUGAGAAAACUGAGCAGAGGGUGAGAGGUGAUUUUUAAUGAUGAUAAAGACAGGGACUGUAUCAGAACCCUGAAUGCAACAUGGAAUGAUGAUUUUGUGCACUUUGGGGGGACGUGAUUCUGUGACCGGUGUGAAUGGAUGAUGGCUAUCUUCUGCCAGCCUUCUGGCUUAAACAUGGCAAGUUAUCUCCUCUGGGCAACAGUGUUCAGCUUAUAUAUUUGGCAUAGCUCCCCUAGGACACCUCCAGAAGAGCUGCAAGGAGAGAAGCAUGCCCUGAGUAACAGCUUGCUCUGCCUUUCCCUCCCCUUGGCCCAUGAUCCCUAAGCCGAAGGUGUGAGGUACUGUCGAGAUGAGACACAGGGAAAUGCUGCUUCCCCUCUGGGUAUUUACCUCUCCUGCAGUCCCUUGCUGUUUGUAACUGCAUUCCUGAGGCGUGAUAGGAGCUGAGCAAGUGUGUACAUCGGUAGAUGAGACGUGUAUGAAGUGUUUUGGUGGUAUGAUUUCUAUUAUUCCACAUGAGCAGCACUGACUUUUGUUUUUGAUCGUACAGCUUGUUAUUUGCUUUAUGCAGUUAGUCAUGGUUGGCUGUGCACUUUUGUGCUUGGUACUUUAACUCCAUAGCACUUCAGUACAAAGGAAAUUUAUAAAACAACAAUGAAAAUGUUUCUAAUCUGUUCUUAAUUAAGUAGACCUCAAUAAUAGAUUUAUGAGAAGAAGGAAAGCUAAACAAAGUGGUUGCUAACAUAGAAAUAUCACUUAUUUAAGGCCCAGAUUUUCCUUUAUUUGUGAUAGCCAGGAUCUAGGAGAGCUUGAAUACCUAUGAAGUUUUACCUAAAAAUACACAAUAAAUGAGAAAAAAAUUACCCUGGAUAAA
Parus major (Great Tit) is the source of this 8123-nucleotide messenger RNA. RefSeq names its product staufen double-stranded RNA binding protein 2 (gene STAU2). The record is from RefSeq and is a predicted model, not a curated record. The coding region runs from base 597 to 2642 and encodes 681 amino acids. NCBI's taxonomy places the organism in Eukaryota, Metazoa, Chordata, Aves, Passeriformes, Paridae. The transcript has 16 exons.